AGGCCAUCCUGUCAUGCCCACCUCGUCCCUGCGUUACACACACACACAUAUAUAUAUAUAUAUAUGUAUAUACUACAGACAAUUUUCCUUGAAUUGGGUCGACUGAAGACACAAAGGGGUAGCCAUGGAAGGCUCAUCAUCAUCAAAGAGGUCCUCAACUUCCAGGAAAGUUAAGGUGACUGAGGUGCAAGACGAUGAGAUUGAACCACUAUCGGGGAAGCCAUGGUUCCCUGUCAUCCUUACCCGAUCCCACAUCAAGCCAGAAUAUAAUAUGUAUAUGCCGAACAGGAUGAGUGACAUUCUUCCUUCCAAGGAUAUUCCUACGGUUCUCAUGUACAGUGGCAAGGAAUGGAAGAUGGUGUACUAUGGUGAUCCGAAGAAGGUGAAAAGGUUCAAUUCCGAAUGGAAGCAUUUCGUGGACGACAACGAUCUCAAGGCCGAAGAUGUGUGUGUUUUUGAGCUGAUGGUGUGCACGGCAAGGCAAGUGAAGUUCAAAGUACAGAUUCUCAGAGAUGACAUUCCUCCGGCUUUGCAGGCAAGACUGUACGGUGACAAGGCCUGAUCUUCCUACCGCCGUUGCCUAGAAAAAUUCAUCAAGUAUUUGCUGCUCCGCAUUUUUGGUUUUAUCCAUGUCAUGUUGAUCAGUUGUUCGAAUGUUUAGUGGAGGGCGUGUUGUGUUGCUGCCUAAACUAUCUGUCAUGGCUCUUCUUGGUUAUGUUACUUUUAUACGUGUUCCUGGGAACUGCCCCCCAGUGACUUCUCACGAUGUCACGCAUAUGCAAGGGUAUAACCCCCUAUCGAAGUGAAUCGUUUCGUGCAUAUUCUGCAGACUUAUAGAUU
Punica granatum (pomegranate) is the source of this 840-nucleotide messenger RNA. The record is from RefSeq and is a predicted model, not a curated record. NCBI's taxonomy places the organism in Eukaryota, Viridiplantae, Streptophyta, Magnoliopsida, Myrtales, Lythraceae.